AAACGAACACAUGUUCUGCAUUUUUUCGUGGACUACCAUUGAAGUCGCUGUACUGGCAGCGAUCGUCGUACUGUUUGUCAGCUGGCGACAUUGACUUCGUUUGCGUAGAUCACUCAAUUGAAUCGGUUUGAAAACUUUAGUGAAGUAGAUUACUGUCGGGCGAUUUUGUCAAAAGAAUGUCCGGGUCGAUUUUCGUCUGGAUUCCAAAACAGCAGCCUUAUUCUCAUUGUAUGCUGUGUCCGCUUCCGAUCAGUAGCAGCAGCGAAUCCUUUGAAAUGGCAACAAUGCAUCGUUCUUCCUCGUGGAAAUCCGAUGUUAAUAAUGACGACAGUCUCUCCACCACACCUGUAUCCGAGUCCGUUAGUCAGACAUGUGGAAGCAAUCAUCGGCAAAGACAGCCAGCUUACAGAGAAUUUACAAACUCAGCUGUGAGCGAAAAUACACAAAAAGGAAUAUCGUCAUCUUCCAUUCAGUAUGGAACCGUGACCAGUUCUCGAUAUCGGAGAGGAGGCCAUUAUAAUUCAUACGACAACAGUCGCCGCGUAAGACAUCGAAAUAACGAUGUGGACCCAUAUCGGGUACAACAGCAGCCAGCACAAUAUGACGGCUUGGUGCAUGCACAUUCUGUAAAUGGUUUACUAAGGCAACAUUCAUGGUCCGGGAGCAACGCUUCGCUGGGUUCAAAUCGAUCGCGAUCUUCAGCUCAUGAUCACCGAUCAUCUGUUUGCAGUAGACAUGGAGAAGAUUCGGAAAAUUGGACUAAACUUGAUGAGUAUGAUGAUAACAAUGAUGUAACUUAUGUGGCAGCUGGCACAGCUCCAGUACCCACAUUUCAUGUAAAUUCUGGUGGCGCUGGUUCGAGCCACUCGGCUGCCGCGCCAAUUACCACCUAUGCAGCACCUGUAAUGUCAGCAGGUGCUGCCAGCCAUUUACCCACCUACCAGCCAGGACUCAAUCUUCCUGUGGAUCAGUGCGACGUACGACAUUUUGAUCAAGGAGUGCCUUUAUCGGACAGUGCUGUGGACGAAUUGACGCCUUCAGCACAAGUGAUGUUCACUCGCAAAGGUCCAACUUCAUCCAGGUACUGUAAAGACCCGACUCUGUUAGGGAAUAAUGUACCGGAUAUGCAAAAUUACGCUGCACGCCAACAUUCGCAGCAUCCAUCACCAGCUUAUUUCCGCCAUCAACUAGAGAGCGAUCGCACUGCAUUGACGUUGCUGGGCAUGAUCUCAGCCCUACAGCAGCAGCGACAAUCAGCCGCCACAAUGGGCAGAUACCAUGCAGAUCUGGACGGUCAAGAAGGAGAUAGCUCAGAAUUGUCGCAAGUUCAACUACAACAGCUACAGCAGUUGAAUACUGCGCAGUUGAUCAGCCUUUUGGGAACGCUCUACCCGGGUAUAGUCGGUCGAGCGCCAACAGGAACUGCUCGAGAUGAUUUAGCACAGCAACGUGGACGAGGGCCAGAAAUGGGUAUAUCCGAGGAUAUUCUACCGAUUUUGAUGCAAUUACUGCAACAAAUGGGACCAAUAAAUCCCACGGCUACGGUAGCGCCGACACCUGCAACGACGGCGAUGGAUGAAGCACUAUUACGACAAGAGAAACUAAGGCAAUUACAGCAAGCAGCAGCUGGAAGCUGGAGUGUGCAACCGGCAUUGAUGCAGCAGUUGAUGACACAGCUUAAUCAAAUGCAAUUCGCGCAACAACAGCAACAAGGGCAACAAGCGGUUGCCGCCAGCGCUGCUGCCGCUGCUGCCGCCGCUGCCGCCACUGUCGCGACCGUCCCAACGAUGAAGAAGCCUUCAUCGCUGUCAUCAUCACAAGCUCAGCUGCAUCACUCGACAUCGACGAAAACGAUGUCGGCGGACACGACUAUGCGACCACAGAAUGAAUACUACUCGACAGUUGCCGCCCGACGUCCAUCGAUGUCAGGAUGUGAGCCAGUAGGUGCGACAUCGAAAACGAGCACUCUGUCAAUGCGACAUUCAGCGACCGGAGCGACGAAGUUGGAGCGGAAGGAUAAGCACGCCCGAACCACUUCAACGGCCGAAAAUAGUGCGAUAACGGUACUACCGCUAAGAGAUGACGCGAAGACACCGUGCGGAGAAAGCGGGUAUCAAAGUGAAUCGUCACCGCCACUACCUGUCGAUUCGCCGCGUUCAAUUUCGAAGAGCUCAUCGACGGCGGUGGCGUGUGGAUCGUCGAAAGCAACCGGAAAACCGGUUAAUAAUUCGUUAGGCUCGAACAGCAGCAGCAACAACUCGUCCGGUAUACAGUCGUUUGCCGCUGCGGCAGCGUCAGGUCUUUCGUCGUCAUCGUCGUCAUCGAACGCAACAACAGUUGCGGCAACAUCGCUAGCCGCUAAUUCCGCUACGGUCAUCAACGACAACUCGUCCACGCCGUACGUGUCCGAGCUAGCCGAUACGACAGAAGUCGCACAGACGACGUUUGUCUGUCCGCCGACACCACAACCAACAAUAAAUCGCGGAGUGCAAUUUGAGAUUUCCGAAAUGGAUGUGUUAAGCGAAGAGAUAUGGCAUUAUCAUAAUUCGGUUACACAAUCCGAAAAAAUGCUCAAUAGAAAAUUGCAUCUACGAGAUAUGCUGUACUAUUCGAUAUGUCCAGUAUUUCCAAUGUGCGGUUUAUACGUUGUUGGAUCAUCGCUAAAUGGUUUUGGCAACAAUACAUCCGAUAUGGAUCUGUGCCUAAUGAUUACAAAUAAGGAUCUCGAUCAGAAGACCGAUGCCGUGGUCGUACUGAACAUGAUCCUAAGCACCUUACAACACACUGAAUGGGUGUCACAUCAAAAAUUGAUACUUGCAAAGGUUCCGAUUCUCCGGAUUAAGUUUGCAGCACCUUUCUCCGAUAUUACAGUGGAUUUGAAUGCCAAUAAUUCUGUGGCUAUCAAGAACACACAUUUGUUAUGCUAUUAUUCCUCAUUUGAUUGGCGUGUACGACCACUAGUAUCAGUGGUAAAGGAAUGGGCAAAACGUAAAGGUAUCAAUGAUGCGAAUCGAUCUUCAUUUACAAGUUAUUCACUUGUACUUAUGGUUAUACAUUAUCUACAAUGUGGCACAGAACCAGGUGUAUUACCGUCUCUACAACAAAUGUUUCCUCGACGAUUUGCAAAUAAAUGCGAUGUACGAACAUUGAACGUCACAUUACCGUUAGACGCUCCAGCCACAUCAGAAUGGCACUAUUCGGAUAAAUCAACGCUUGGCGAACUACUUAUUGGAUUCUUGGAUUAUUAUGCGAAUAAAUUCGAUUACGAUCGCGAUGCGAUUUCCGUACGACUCGGCAAGCGAAUAGACCGUGCCGUAAUUGCACGACAACGACCGAAUGGCGGCUAUCAACAGAAUGGCACAAAUUGGCGGUCACAAUGGCGAUGUAUAUGUAUAGAGGAACCCUUCACAUAUUCGAAUACAGCGCAUUCAAUCUAUGACGAAAUGGUAUUCGAUGCUAUUAAAUCAGCAUUUCGGGAAGCACAUCAAGAACUGGAUUCAACCAGAGAUUUGAAACGAUUAUUGAACUGCAAACCUAUAGCAGUGAAUGCACCAAUGGGAGGAGCCAUGGUGUACGUGUCAUCGUUCAACUCAACUCGUGACACCUCAAGCGGUUCAAUGACCGGUGAUUCCCCGGCGAGUGAAGCGUCAAGACGGUCGACCCCACGUGGGAGCAGCUCAGCAAGCAGCAUUAGCACAGCACAUAGUGGAGCAAGUAGCAGCGGUAGCUCAAGCUCAAGCGAUUACGGUGAAGACCAGGACCAUGACCGAAUGGCCGAUGUUUCGGAAAUCACUCGAGUACCAUUACGGCAACAUUCUAAAUCGCGUAAUCGCCGGUUACCACGAACAGGUGGUGGUGCCAACAAUGGUACGACGACAUACUCCUCAUCCUGUGUACCGAAAGCCCCACAAAUAUCCGUGACCAAUACGGCUGUGACUGCUGAGCACUAAGUGCCCUCCACACUCGAGUUUUUCCCUAAACGAGGUUUCACUCGAUCUCACGAUAUAGACGCCUCUCUCACUCCUCUUUUUGAUCGCUGUGAUAUCAACACAACCGUGAAGAAAAACCAGUCGUGUACGGCCUAUCGUCGUGCCCAGAAAAAGCACAUUCCGGGAUCCUCUUCUAUUCAAGUUUCUCAUUCACAGAAAUACCAUUUUUCAUACCCUGCCACACUCCCUCCCCCUCCACUUUGUCUGCCACUAUUUCUCGCAGCUGUCUCGUAGAUAUCUCCUCUUCUCUAGGACUAAUCUCUCUUGAAAUCUAUCAGUAGUAUUGUAGUUUGUAGUACAGUAGUUUUCAUAGUUCGUGUUUCUUUCCUUCUUUUUCUCUUCAUUUCUUUUUUUAGAUGAAAAUUAUUCGAAAUACGGUUGCAUCAUUGAUUUUAAAUGUGAACAGAUAUUAAACCGACAGGUUUAACUCGGUAUCAGUGUAUGGCAGCCGGCCAAAAAAACAUUAAAAAAUUAUGAUAACAAAAAAUCGACAUAAAACAAAAAAUCAUUUCUUUCUCGAAAAUCAUUUCUUAUCUCUUUCCUUCAUUUUUUCAAAUCGCAUAUGCACACUGCACAACAAAUCACUUUCAUAGGCUCAUCCCUCUAUAUCCGUUUUUCUUCUCUGCGUCGUUUUUCCUCCUCCUCCUCAAUAAUUUUCCCUCCUUUUUUCACACAUCUCAUUUACGGCGUCUUUAUUGUAUGUUUCAUAGCGUUUUCAUUUUGUUCCACAAAAGUUUUUUUUUCUCUUUUGCUCACUUGAGAAAUUUUUUUCUUUGCUUUGCGUACGUAUGUGUUGAGCAGUGAAAAUAUGCUCGCUACGUGUAUGUGUAUCAGCCAUCUACACAAAAUACCAGUAAGAUGAUACUAGUGAACAUUUGAAUAGUCGGGAUAGACAGGGUGAUUGCGGAUCAUUCUGCUGUAACGCAUGUGUCAAUUUUUCUCCUUUUUUUUUCAUCGUAAAAAUUACAAAGCAUCUACUCCACAAAAUUGUUGAUUGUUUUUUUUUCUGUAUAUGUGUACGUUUAUAGGCCUUACUUGCUAGUACAUUUGCCUUGUUAUUAUCCUAUAUAAUCAUCGAUCACAUCUCAGCCGUAUUGCGCUGCAAAAACCUUGAUUCAUUUCGUCGUUCGCGCCCGCUACCGUAUACUUCCAACCAUACCGUAUACCACCUCACUCUUGGGUUACGCGCUCGUUGUAGCACACCUCCGAGCAAAUCCUUCUUGCAUUUUUUUGAAUUAGAGUUACCGGGUGAGAUAUCUCGAAAUGUGAACGACGGUCGUUGAAAAGGUAUGUAGCGCAUUUAUGUGACGCUCUCCAUAUAUCUCUGGUAAACUGUUUUUCCUCCUUCCAUUCUUUGUUGUCUUGGUUAAUUACACUUUGUUUGAUUGUAAAACGUGCAAGAUGGUCAUGUUCUUUUUUUAUAUAGCGAGUGAACGAUGGUGGUGAGAACUUCUCGUUCAAAAUUUAUGCGGUUACCAAAUGUUUUUUUUUCAUCCAAAAAUUGCCACUAUCGCGUCAUAUCGUUCACACAAAUACUACUCAGUUAUCGGUUGUACUAUCAGUUAGAAGCCUUUCCUUUUGAGUAUAUAUCGGCCAGGGUGAUACCAUCUGAGCUGCUGGGUUCGAGCUCAGU
Molecule: messenger RNA, 5622 nt
Organism: Cylicocyclus nassatus
Lineage: Eukaryota; Metazoa; Nematoda; Chromadorea; Rhabditida; Strongylidae
Source: the annotation of a GenBank genome assembly